AAUGUAAUGUAGUUUCAGAUAUUAAACGGUAUAUGUAAAAACAAUGAAAUUUAUAUUUUCUAUAAUGGUUAUAUGUCAUUGACUCUUGAGUUUCUACAACAAAUGUAAUAUUUUAUUGUACAAAAAUAGUACAACUAAUUAAGUUGUGAAUUUAUAUGAACAUCCGUAGUCUAUUUACAAAAUGUCCAAGAUUUAAAUAAAAUUAUACAAGAAAAUGAAAGUUGAUUAUAAUUUGAUUCGACAGGAAUGACAAAUGAUUUGUGUUUCGAAGGGGAUGAAAUUCCGUUUAUGUUUCCCGCGAAUGAAAAGAAAACGAAGCGGCAUCAGUGCGCGACGUAUCCUGCAAAUCGAUGCGCCUCGGCCGCGGGCUUUUAGCUACUUUUAGCCCACUCCAAUUCUUCUGCGUCCCGGUUCAAGCUUUUCGUAUCCCCCGGAACGUCUCGAAGCGUCACGAGUCACGAUGCACUCUACCCCGCGGCUUUAAUUCCGUAUGAGCGUCCCGCCGCGUCGUGAAAUACAUCUGUAUUCUAGUCCGGCGUAAGUCGGUGCGUUUUUCUUUCUCCUUUUUUUCUAAAAAGGGACCGUGGUUAUGACCUUACUGUCUUCGAACAGCAGCCGCAGUUGUGUCGGACAACCCGUAUGAAACUAACAUGCGACUUGUGGUGUCAAGGAGAACCGAAAUUCUCUCGGUCCCGGUGAUUCGCGGCUGGCAAUACGGGGAGCUGUUUUCGCGGACCGCAUAAUCGGAUCGAAUAAUGAGAAUCAACGCGACGAAAAUGAGCACUCCGAUCGAGGAGAAGAUUGACCAGAAGCUGAAGGUGAGGACAGGGAUGGUAAGCGUCAGUGAUGGGAAAAGCAAGCCAAUACCUAUGUGUUUACAUUUGUCCAUGGAAGUUUUGAAACUUCAAAGGGAAGAUUUAGAGCAGGCAGUGAAUCACAAUAAGCCGCCAUUGGAUGCUAAGGAACGAAUGGUGCAAAUCACCAGACAGAAAGUUGGAGGCUUAGGAUUAAGUAUAAAAGGAGGAGCAGAGCAUAAGCUUCCUGUCCUUAUAUCUAGAAUUUACAAAGGUCAAGCUGCUGAUCAGUGUGGCCAAUUGUUCGUAGGGGAUGCAAUUAUUAAAGUGAAUGGAGAAUACAUAACUGCAUGUAAUCAUGAUGAUGCUGUGAACAUCCUGAGGAAUGCUGGUGACAUCAUUGUUUUAACAGUGAAACAUUAUAGAGCAGCUAAACCAUUUCUACAAAAAAAUGAAAAAGAAGAGAAGUUGGAUAAUGUUCCAAAUGGUGGGUCAGAGGACGAGUGGCUUUCACCCAAUAGACAGGGUGGCAGUCCCAGAUGUGGUCACAGUCGACAAAGUUCAAAUGCAUCUGUAACCUCGAUACAAUCUAAAAAAUGGGUGGACGUUAUAACAGUUCCACUAAUGAUGGCAUAUGUAACAAGAUAUAUCUUCGGAACAGAUAAACUAAGAAGAAAUGCAUUUGAAGUGAGAGGAUUAAAUGGUGCACGCACUGGUGUAAUUCACUGUGAUGAUAGUGCUAUUCUAAGUCAAUGGUUGAAGUAUAUUACUGAUAACAUUACUGGUUUAACGCACUUACAGAUGAAAUUAUAUAAUCGGAAUUUCGGGGUGGGCGAACGUAUAGAAUAUAUGGGAUGGGUAAAUGAAGCAGUGAGUAAUAGUAAUCAGCCAUGGCAGAGCUAUAGACCAAGAUUUCUGGCGCUAAAAGGACCUGAUUUAUUGUUAUUUGAAACACCUCCCUGUAACAUAGGUGACUGGUCUCGAUGUGCAUUAACUUUUAAAGUCUACCAAACGAUGUUCCGUGUGAUGAGAGAAUCUGAGAAUGUGGAUGAAAGGCAGCACUGUUUCUUAGCUCAAAGUCCUGGAAAACCGCCACGAUAUUUAAGUGUUGAAACUAGACAAGAACUUUUAAGAGUCGAAGCAGCAUGGCACACCGCAGUGUGUUCAGCUGUUACACAUUUAAAAAGUAAAACAUUUCCCGUCACGUUUAAUGGAAGAAGUGCAGGAUUAACAUUAGAAUGGACUCAAGGCUUCACGCUUUCUUAUGAAGAUAUUGGAGAAAUCGUGUGGCGUUAUAAAUUUUCUCAAUUGAGGGGAUCCAGUGAUGAUGGAAAGAGCAGGUUGAAAUUACACUUUCAAGAACCGGAUAGUAUUGGAAUUGAGACGAAGGAAUUGGAAUGUUCUCAGCUGCAGAAUUUAUUGUUCUGUAUGCAUGCGUUCUUAACUGCAAAAGUUGCUGCGGUAGACCCAACCUUUUUAACGUCAACUACACCAUAAGAUUGAAGUAAGUAUUAUCGCCAAUAAUGCAAAACAUGGAUCAUUGUUCAAUAUUCAUAUAAUUACAUAGACGUACAGAAAUAAUAAUGAUUAAUGAACUAGAACAAAGA
Molecule: messenger RNA, 2401 nt
Organism: Megalopta genalis
Lineage: Eukaryota; Metazoa; Arthropoda; Insecta; Hymenoptera; Halictidae
Source: RefSeq, a predicted model, not a curated record